CCAUAAGAGACUCAAACCCCUUUUGGCUUUCGGAGCUGUCCUCUGUUCUGGAAGUCGAAACCCUAGGUUUUGUUUGCCUUCGGUGCAGGGUUUCGUUCCUGUCCUUGACCUCGAACAAAUCUCUCUGUAUUUUGAGAUCGGAUUGCAUUAUUGAUUGUUGAACCCUAGAUUUUGGGAUUAGCAGUGAAUGUUUGUGUAGGGAGAGAUUCUUUUUGGACAAUCUUGAGUUUUAGCAGACGAUCUCUGGUUGGUUCUGUGUUUCUGAUUCUUCAAGGAUGUCUAGGUGCUUUCCUUAUCCUCCUCCGGGAUAUGAGAGGAAGAAUGGUGCCCUGGAUGAGGCCCUGAUCAAUUCGAUUAAGCUCCAGAAAGAAAGAGAGAAGGCCAAAAAGGAAAACAGGAAAGAGAAGAAGAGGGAGAAGAAAGAGAAGGAGAGAGGGAGGGAGAAAGCCAGGGAGAACGGAGGUGUUGAAGAUAAAAAACAAAUACAUGAGAAGAAGCACAAGAGGGAAAAUGGCAAGGUAGAACAUGGGGUAGGAGAUCAUCGGCAAAGAAAAGAAGAGGAAGCUGAACAAUUGGAGAAGAGCAGCCUCACUGAAGAACAGGGGCAGCCUAUCAGUUCCCAGAACUUGUACGACUCUAUUGACAGCACUCAGAACAGCCACAAGAGGAAAAAGCACAGCUCGCCAUCUGAUAGCAGCCAUAAUAAUCAUGGGAGCAUAUUUCGUAUCCGGUUAAAGCAGAGGGAUCAAGAAAUAUUCCCCAGCAAAGAGCUGGGCCAACCAAAUUCUGGCAGGACUGAUCACAUUUUGCAAGGAAAGAACGAAAUUCAUCCAAGACUCGGUGAAGAUAAGCAUUGUUCAACCUCUGGAAGACAGCAGCCAUGUUCUUCCUCUGGGAGGACUUCUCUUGCUAUGCAAGAGUGUUUGAAACAGAAGGAUCAAGAAAUACUCCGCACCAAGAAGUUAUCCCAUUCAAAUUUGGGGAAGACUGGUCCCAAUUCGCUAGGAAAGUAUGAAAUUUGUCCAAAAGUCACAGUGCAGCAUUGCCCUACUUCAGUAAGGACUAGUACUGUGCAAGAUAGUUUGAAACAGAAGGAUCAGGGGAUACUCAGCACUAAGAAGUUGCCCCAAUCAAAUUUGGAGAAGAUUCGUCCCAAUUCGCAAGUAAAGCAUGAAAUUUGUCCAAAAAUCACUGAGGUGCAGCGUUGCACUACCGCAGUAAGGACUAGUAUUGUGCAAGAUAGUUUGAAACAGAAGGACCAAGAGAGACUCAGCACUAAGAAGUUGCCCCAAUCAAAUUUGGAGAAGAUUCGCCCAAAUUUGCCAGUAAAGCAAGAAAUUUGUCCAAAAAUCACUGAAGUGCAGCAUUGCCCUACAUCAGUUGGGAGGUAUGAAAAUGAUCCAAGGCCCAGUGAAGAGCUCACUUGUUCUACUUCCGGAAGAACGGGUGUACAAUCUCUGGAGAUUGCUGAAAGUUCUCGUAAAACUAGCAGCAAACUGAAGAAGAUAGAAUCUCUAUAUAGAGAUUUGAUUGAAAACUGGGUUCCACCACCUAUUGAGAAUAUUGGUAAUGAUUUCGAUGAUCAAGAAUGGCUCUUUGAUACAGGGUCUAAAUCAGAGCCUGAGCCGAAAAGAUUUAAACCAAGCAAUGAAGGGGUGUGUCAAGGAAGCACUAGUAUCUGGCCACCACGAGCCUAUUACUUUUCUGAAGCUGAUAUAUAUGCAUUACCAUACACAGUUCCUUUCUGAAGCUAGUCCUCACCAAAAGCUGUACGCGCAGGCAUUUUGAAGCUUUACCCGGAAGUAACUUUGUUGUUGGGUAGUAGAAGAAGAGGAGGUUACUGCUGGAAUUUCUCUGCUUUCCGCUUCUCAUGCCCAGAUUUUGCUCGGGGAAGCUCAACUUUUUCUGGAUCAUACAUGUGAGAGAGCAAGUUUGAUGUGAAACAUUGUUUUUUUGCCAAUACAGUUGUUGAUUUAACCAAAAAACAGAAAAAAAAAAAAAAUUGUUUUUUGGUUUUUUCCAUUUGUUCGUGGGUUAAUUAGUUUUGAUUUUUUACAUGGACCUGCCAAUUGGACAUAUCUAAAUCAUUAGUUUUGGGUUCUGAUUCAGUUGUAAAUGGAGUGACACUGUUAUCCUUUAUAACAUUUUCUUUCCAUGGAGGAAAUGCCUGCUAGAUAUCUGCACUUGGUGAA
Molecule: messenger RNA, 2192 nt
Organism: Macadamia integrifolia
Lineage: Eukaryota; Viridiplantae; Streptophyta; Magnoliopsida; Proteales; Proteaceae
Product: triadin-like
Exons: 3
Coding region: 276-1748 (490 amino acids)
Source: RefSeq, a predicted model, not a curated record